CACAUGACAACACUGGGCUGGCCGCCUAGUGAGCCUUUCAGUUGGCUCCGCUCGCAGAGGCGGCGUGUGUGCUGCCCAACAGUUUACUGAGAGCUGGAGAGCUCCGAACUUCAAUUGUGCGGGUCUUUAAAUGAAGUCUGACCCAGGCAGGCGGCGAUCUCACUAGUGAUGGCGGAGGACGUUACCACUUUAAUGGGAGAGGACUAUUUUGAGGGUGACUCGCCCUGUUGUUCAGACACAGAAGCUUUGAGUCAAGGGGACAAAGACUACGAUGACAUCUUGGAGCUCAAUCAGUUCGAUGGGCUGCCUUAUUCCUCCAGGUUCUACAAACUGCUCAAAGAAAGAAGGGAGCUGCCGGUGUGGAAAGCAAAGUGUGAAUUUGUGGACACUUUGGCCAGAGGACAGUUUGUCGUUGUUAGAGGCUCUGCCAAAACUGGAAGGAGCUCUCAAAUUCCACAGUGGUGUGCCGAGUUCUGCCUGUCGGACAAGUUCCAGCAUGGCAUGGUGGUGUGUACGCAGAUCCACGCGCAGCAGGCCGUAGAUCUCGCCCUGAGAGUGGCCGAUGAGAUGGACGUCAACAUUGGCCACGAGGUCGGCUACAGCAUCCCUUUGGAAACCUGCUGCACCAACGACACAGUCCUCAGAUACUGCACGGAUGACAUGCUCCUGAGAGAAAUGAUGUCAGACCCUUUGCUCGAGCGCUACGGCGUGGUGGUGGUGGACCAGGCCCACCAGAGGACGGUGGCCACCGACGUGCUUCAAGGUCUGCUGAAGGACAUCGCCCUGCAGAGGCCGGAGCUCCGCGUGGUCCUCCUCACGGCCGCCGGACCGAGCCCCGAGCAGCUGGCCCACUUCGCCGGGCCCGCGGUGCCGACGAUCCACCUGGAAAGCCCCGGCGCGGGGGAGGUUGUGCACAGCAGCACGGGGGGCGGCUACUUCUGCUCCGCUCUCCGCCUCGUGCUGGAGAUACAUCACUCUGAAGAGGAGGGGGACGUGGUUGUGUUUCUGGUGACCAAGCAGGAGAUAGAUUUGGCCCGUGAAAUCCUGUGUCACGAGGGGCAAAGCUUACCCCCUGUUUUGGGUGAGCUGCUGCCCGUUGCCGUGCACCCCGGCCAGCCUGGGAAUCUGCCCAUCCUGGGUGAGGAGCAGACGGGCCGGGCCCGCAGAGUAUUCCUCACGUCCAGCCCAAAUGAAGACUUCUUCUGGGCUGUUAGGUCCAUAAGCUUCAUAAUUGAUGCCGGCCUUGAGAAAAGAUAUGUGUACAACCCCAGGAUCAGAACCAAUUCAGUCAUCAUUCAGCCGAUCAGCAUCGGUCAGGCCGAGGGUCGCAAGCAGCUGGCAGGUCCGGCAGGCAAAUGUUUUCGCCUGUACCCGAAGGACAGGCAGCUUCCUGCUGAGACACGGCCUCGUAUCGUGGAGUCUGACAUCACCUCCACCGUGCUCUUCUUGAAGAGGAUGGAGAUCGCUGGACUGGGACACUGCGACUUCAUCGACAGGCCAGAUCCUGGAGGCCUAAUGCAGGCUUUGGAGGAACUGGACUACCUUGCAGCUCUGGAUAACGACGGCAACUUGUCCGAGAUGGGCAUCAUCAUGUCCGAGCUCCCGCUGGAGCCGCAGAUGGCCAAGACCCUGCUCGCCUCCUGUGAGUUUGACUGCGUCAGCGAGGUGGUCAUCGUUGCGGCUAUGCUAACGGCCCCGACCUGCUUCGUGGUUCCCUCUGUGGAGCUGAAGCCGGAGGCGACCCAGUGCCACAUGAAGUUCCAGCAUCCAGAGGGAGAUCAUUUCACCCUCAUCAAUAUCUACAAAGCCUUUAAGCAGUGCCAGCAGGAUGCACGCUGUAACGUGGAGAAGUGGUGUCAGGACCUGUAUCUGAACCACGCCGCUCUCCUGAUGGCCGACGCUCUCCGCGCUGAGCUCACCGACACCCUGAAGAGGAUCGAGCUGCCCAUCUCGGUGCCCGCCUUCGGAUCCCGAACCAACACCGUCAACAUCAAGAGAGCUCUCCUGGCUGGCUUCUUCAUGCAGGUGGCGCGGGACGUGGAUGGAUCAGGGAACUACUUCAUUCUGACCCAUAAGCACGUGGCACAGAUCCACCCUUUGUCCGGCUACGGGCCCAAGAGCCCCAAGCUGGGCCUUCCGGACUGGGUCCUGUUCCACGAGCACACCUUCUCCGAGGACAACUGCCUCCGCACCGUAACCCACAUAACACCGGAGGAGUUCAUCCAGAUGGCGCCGCAGUACUUUUUCUUCAACUUACCGCCCAGCGAGAGCAAAGACAUCCUCCGAAAUAUUUUGAACCACGAAGCGUCUCAGCGCAAGGAGGAGAACCAGAGUUCUCCGGAGGACCCUCAGACGUCCGACCGCUGUGCUAUACAGUGACUGACUCACUGCUCCUAAUGGUGGUGGUCAUCAUCCAGAAAGAACUAUUGCACUAUAUUGUACAGAAGCACACUGGAUUUUUUUUUUUUUUUUUUAGCAACCUUAUCUUUCAUCUGUAUCUCACAUUUUUAUCAAAAUAUCAUGUCCUGUAUUUAUCUUUGGAUAGUUUUACAAAGUGUACUAAUAUAUGAAAGAAAACCAGUUCCAAUUCA
Molecule: messenger RNA, 2591 nt
Organism: Mugil cephalus (flathead mullet)
Lineage: Eukaryota; Metazoa; Chordata; Actinopteri; Mugiliformes; Mugilidae
Gene: dhx32b
Product: DEAH (Asp-Glu-Ala-His) box polypeptide 32b
Exons: 11
Coding region: 169-2379 (736 amino acids)
Cellular component (GO): intracellular anatomical structure; spliceosomal complex
Molecular function (GO): RNA binding
Source: RefSeq, a predicted model, not a curated record